AUGGCUUCAGGUUAUGACAGAGCUCUGUCGGUGUUCAGUCCCGAUGGACACGUUUUCCAAGUCGAAUAUGCUGGUGAAGCUGUGAAGCGAGGAACCUGUGCUGUUGGUGUCAAGGGCCAGGAUGUUGUUGUACUUGGCUGCGAGAAGCGCUCUGCCAUGAAACUCCAAGAUACCCGAAUCACCCCCUCUAAAAUCCAAGUUCUCGACAACCACGUCGCCCUCGCCUUCGCUGGCCUCAACGCCGACGCCCGAAUCCUCGUCGACAAGGCACGUCUAGAGGCUCAGUCGCACAGACUUACCGUCGAAGACCCCGCCACCAUCGAAUACAUUACAAAAUACGUUGCCGGCGUGCAACAACGGUACACUCAGGCUGGUGGUGUCCGCCCUUUUGGUAUCAGCACGAUGGUUGUUGGAUUUGAUAAGAACAGCAAGAUCCCUCGUCUCUACCAGACCGAACCGUCAGGCAUCUAUUCUGCGUGGAAGGCCAACGCCAUCGGCCGCUCCAGCAAGACCGUCCGCGAGUUCCUGGAACGCAACUACAAGGAGGAGAUGGACCGGGAGGCUACUAUCCGCCUGGCCAUCAAAUCGCUAUUGGAAGUUGUGCAAACGGGAGCCAAGAACAUCGAGAUUGCUCUGAUGGCCCCCGGGUCUACUAUCGAAAUGCUUCCCACGGAAGAGAUUGAGCGCUACGUCAAGGAGAUUGAGCAAGAGAAGCAGGAAGAGGCUGCCAAGAAGAAGACUGGUCGCGCUCCCGCCAUCAGUGGCACGGCAAUUCCCACGAGAAGCCAGGAUGACUCUGCCGCCGAGUAA
Molecule: messenger RNA, 810 nt
Organism: Akanthomyces muscarius
Lineage: Eukaryota; Fungi; Ascomycota; Sordariomycetes; Hypocreales; Cordycipitaceae
Exons: 4
Coding region: 1-810 (269 amino acids)
Biological process (GO): ubiquitin-dependent protein catabolic process
Cellular component (GO): proteasome core complex; nucleus; proteasome core complex, alpha-subunit complex
Source: RefSeq, a predicted model, not a curated record